Molecule: messenger RNA, 297 nt
Organism: Peromyscus eremicus (cactus mouse)
Lineage: Eukaryota; Metazoa; Chordata; Mammalia; Rodentia; Cricetidae
Gene: Scrg1
Product: stimulator of chondrogenesis 1
Exons: 2
Coding region: 1-297 (98 amino acids)
Source: RefSeq, a predicted model, not a curated record
AUGAUGAAAUCUGUGGUGCUUGUCACCCUGGGGCUCACUUUGCUGUUAGGAACCCACGCCGUGCCUUCAAGUCGCCUUUCUUGCUACAGAAAGAUGCUGAAAGAUCGCAACUGUCACAACCUUCCAGAGGGCAGGUCGGACCUGAGGCCGAUCGACACAAACGUCCAGCAUCAUUUCUGGGACGGGAAGGGAUGUGAGAUGAUCUGUUACUGCAAUUUCAGUGAACUGCUCUGCUGCCCAAAAGAUGUCUUCUUUGGACCGAAGAUCUCCUUUGUGAUCCCCUGCAACAAUCCCUGA